AUGGAGAGUGAGGAAGUUCAAGCUUUAGUUAUUGAUAAUGGUUCAAGUAUGUGCAAAGCUGGUUUUGCUGGUGAUGAAGCCCCAAAAGCUGUUUUUCCAUCAAUUAUUGGUCGUAUAAGAUACUCUGGUUUUAUGGUUGGUAUGGGUAAAAAAGAUACAUAUAUCGGUGAUGAGGCUCAAUUAAAGAGAGGUAUAUUAACACUCAAAUACCCAAUUGAACGUGGUAUUGUCACCAAUUGGGAUGAUAUGGAAAAAAUAUGGCACCAUACUUUCUACAAUGAAUUACACGUUGCACCAGAAGAACACCCAGUUUUAUUAACUGAAGCUCCAUUAAAUCUAAAAGUAAAUAGAGAAAAAAUGACCGAAAUUAUGUUUGAAACCUUCAGCACCCCAGCCAUGUAUGUUUCUAAUCAAGCUGUAUUAUCAUUAUAUGCCUCAGGUCGUAACACCGGUAUUGUUAUGAAUUCAGGUGAUGGUGUUUCACACACUGUUCCAAUCUACGAAGGCUAUGCUUUACCACAGGCCAUCUUACGUUUAAAUUUGGCAGGCCGUGAUUUAACCGACUAUAUGGCCAAAAUCUUAGCUGAACGUGGUUACUCGUUCACCACCACUGAUGAAAGAGAAUUCACCAGAGACAUCAAAGAAAAAUUAGCCUACAUCGCUUUAGACUUCCAAGCUGAAAUGCAAACUGCUGCUUCAUCAUCCGCUUUAGAAAAAUCAUACGAAUUACCAGAUGGGCAGGUCAUCACCAUCGGUAACGAGCGUUUCCGUUGCCCAGAAGCUUUAUUCCAACCAUCAUUCUUAGGUAUAGAGUCAGAUGGGAUUCACGAGGCCACUUACAAUUCCAUCAUGAAAUGUGAUGUCGAUAUCCGUAAAGAUUUAUAUUAUAAUAUCGUCUUAUCAGGUGGUUCAACUAUAUUCCCAGGUAUUGCUGAUCGUAUGUUCAAAGAAUUAACUGCUUUAACUCCAUCAAGCACCAGGGUUAAAAUCGUUUCUCCUCCAGAACGUAAAUACUCUGUCUGGAUUGGUGGUUCAAUUUUAGCUUCACUUGCAACUUUCCAACAAAUGUGGAUUUCAAAAGAAGAAUAUGAAGAAUCAGGCCCAUCAAUUGUUCAUCGAAAAUGCUUAUAA
This is a messenger RNA of Dictyostelium purpureum, 1131 nucleotides long. RefSeq lists its product as uncharacterized. NCBI's taxonomy places the organism in Eukaryota, Evosea, Eumycetozoa, Dictyosteliales, Dictyosteliaceae. Bases 1 to 1131 code for a protein of 376 amino acids. The record is from RefSeq and is a predicted model, not a curated record. The transcript is spliced from 2 exons.